CCGAUAGCAUUUUAUUCCGCCAACAUCAUGAAUUUUAUCGGUAUAAAAUGUUUACCUGUGGUAUUAUUUGUUGAGUUGACAACGGCGGAUUUCAUUCCAAUGAUGUAUAAAAAUAGGAAUUAACGUAAGAAGGAUGGAGUCUUCAAAGGCAAUUGAAAGCUGCUUGUUUCUCCUCUGUAAUUUGCUUCUCGCGGAAAGCAAAUCCGUUGAACUGAUUGGUGCUGGAGCCUCGUUUCCGAGCGCUGUAUAUACACAGUGGAUGAACGACUAUAGAAAAUACCGCAUCAGACAUGUUGAUGUUCAAAUGCAGUACUACAGUAUCGGAAGUGGUGGAGGAAAGGCCCGAAUCAAAGGGGAGCUACUCCCAGCGGUACAUUAUGCUGGAUCAGACAUUACGCUUACAGAUGACGAAAAGAAAGCAUAUCCAGACCUUACUACAUUUCCAACCAUGGCAGGGGCCAUUGUACUCGCCUACAAUAUCCCUGGCUUAGGGUAUCUAAACCUGAAUUUGGAGGCAAUUGUUGGAAUAUAUAAUGGCACUAUUAGAAACUGGAACAGUCCUGAAAUAACAAUUUUGAACAAGGAAUCAACACUUCCGCCAAAGGAAAUAGCUGUGAUAGUUAGAGCGGACAAAUCAGGAACAACAAGAGCUUUCACUUCUGGUCUGUCCUCAUAUAGCAGAGAAUGGAGAACUACGUACGGCACUUUCUCUGAAGGUCGUAACAAAAACACACGAACUUCUGUUAAGUGGAACAAUAACACCGUCAAGUUCUUUGGACAGGGAAACCAUGGAAUGUCUGGGUUAAUCAUGUCAAUUGAUUACUCUGUUGGUUAUGUUUCCAUAGCAAAUGCCAAAUCGUCAGGAUUACAAUAUGCUAGACUCGUAAAUGACGCUGGAAGUUUAGUCAACGCAACAGUUGAAACUGUCCAAAAUGCUAUAAUAUCAGCAAACGGUUCGUUGGACAUCAUGAACACACCAGGGCCUUUCGCUUACCCUCUUGCAUCUUUUACAUAUUUCAUUGUACCAAUGUCUACAAUGGCAGAAUGUGAUGCAGCCGUUGAGUUUGUGCGAUAUGUAAACUGGUUUUAUCAUACCGAAGUGGCACAAGAACUACUAGUCAGGCUGCAUAUGGUACCCCUAGACAAUGCAUCCAUUUCUGGUGUAGUGAAUAAAGUAUUGAAAGCUAUGACAUGUGGAGGAAAGAAUGUCUGGCAGUUAAUGAUUAGUCAGACUGAAGCAGAAAACAAAGUAAAUAAUAAUAACAAUUGGCAGAUCCCUACGUUUAUAAGCCUGUGCUUAGUUAUUGCAGUGUCGACUGGUCUUGGUGUUCAUUUAGGUAGACAACAAAUUUAUCUUCAUAGAGAGCUACUGAAAGAUACUUGGAAAAUUGAUAUUACAAAGAUAUCACUUGAUAAAGAAACUGUAAUUGAGAAAAUGUCGAGUGGGCGCCUUUCGCGUAAUUCUUCAAUGAAGGAAGACAACCUUGUACACGAAAACAUUGUUUUCAGUCAUAACUGCCGGACGGAACAGCAAAAUCCUAUUGGUGUAUUUGGCGAUCAACCAGUAACAUUACUAAAAAUGACAAGGCACCCAAUAGAUUUUAAUCUUUCAGAGAAAAAAACAUUGAUAUGGAUGCGAGAUACUAUCAAACACGUAAACAUUAUGCAGAUCUUUGGUGUAACUAAAAUUGAUGGCAGGUGGAAUAUUGUACACCGUGAUAUCUUUCUUGGGUCGCUGAGUGACAUACUAAGAAGUAAAAGAAUCGAAAUUCAUACUGAAGGCAUUGUUGCUCUUUCCAAAUCAUUAGUAAAAGGAUUGUCAUAUUUACACCGGAAAGGGAUUGUACAUGGUCAUCUCACUGGUAUGAAUUGUUUAAUAGACACAUCUUGGCAGUUACGAAUAGCCGCUUGGAUCGAAACGAAACUGGAAACGUUCAGCAAAAUUGAUAAAAAUAAGGUUUCUGCAUUUCAAUCUGAAUCUGAAGACGACAAAACAUUGUUGCUUUGGGUCGCUCCAGAAAUUAUCAAAUUUAAAAGAACACCAACUCAAGCUUCAGAUAUUUACAGUUUAAGUAUGAUUUUCCAGGAAAUGUUUACUAGAAAACAACCAUACUAUGAGCUCACAAUGACUAAUUCAGAGAUAAUUUACGCUGUUUUAACAUGUGGUAUUCGCCCACAUUUUGCGACAGAAACUCCAACGAUAUUCCGGUCUAUAAUGGAACGUUCUUGGGAAAUGGACCAAGCUGCAAGACCAAAGUUGGAUACUAUUUACAAUUCAAUCAAGGCAGCAUUUCCAGUGGAAAUUUCAUUCUUAGAUUGUGUUAUACGAUCAGUGGAACACUACGCAAGGCAACUUGAGGAGAAAAAUAAAGAUCAGGAAAUUGAACUAAAAAUAAUAAGUGAAAAGGCGCGGACUUAUAUGUACCACAGCAUACCUAUAUCUGUCGCAAAUGCAUUGACAACAAUGUCGGAAAUGGAGACAGAAAUAAAAGAAUGUGCAUGUAUUAUAGUAUACAAAGUAGCAAACAUCACAUCCCUUAUCAAGCAUGUCAGCGCCAAAGGAAUUGUGAACCUCCUCAACAGUUUCUACGUAGGUACGGACCAGUUGUUCCUGGAAAAUGACAUAUACAAAUUAAACAGGUAUUCUGGUGAAACUAUAUUACUAGUGGGUUUACAGCGGAAGUUCAGCAACGAUUUUGGGAUAAAGGUCGCAACUGACGCUGCCUAUGUAACACUGCAGUUGAACACUUUCGCUCGAAAGUUCAGCAAACAAAGACUUGUUGGUACGAAUACUGAAAUAAGGCUUCAGACUGGAUUAGCAUCAGGUACAGUCAUUGUGGGCCUUAUGGGAAAUGUAGUUCCGCUGUAUACAGCCUUUGGAAACGUAUUGGAAGAGGCAUCAAAGCUUGCAGGAAAGGCAGAACCCAGUGAAGUAAGGAUAUCAGAGACAGUACAUUCCAGCUUGAAAGAAGCAAAGGUUCCUGGCACAUAUCAAUACAUUAAAAAUGGGAUUACAUGCUACUCAUUGGACAGUCAGAACUCGAGCAUACACGAUUAUCGUAGUAUACAUCCUCUAACUGUGUCCACAAGCAGUCGCUAAAACUUCACUAUAUUAAACAUAAUUCAAACAGUAAACAGUCUACUGCUUGUUUGGAAACGCUUGUUACAUGCUUACAACAUCACAUCAUUUUCAAAACUUAUCGAUCGGAAGUAAAUGAUGAUAAAUAUUUUUUAACAUUCAGCCGGGCUUCCAUGAGGAUUUACUCCACUGUCAUUUCAGAACAAACAUCCUGUUGGAACAAUAAACUCCUCGUGAAUGCCGACUGUUUUUCAAUUAGUAAUUUUCUAGAACGGAUAAUAGUACUUAAUAGGAAAUCAGGCAGCACUUCCGGGCUAUAAGAUAAUGACAGAAAGAAAAAAACUCAAAUAUGUUAAUGUGCCAUUUUCGUGUCUUAUGUAAGUCAUUUUCAGUUUUUAUCUUAUUGUGGACCUAUGUUUGCCAUUUUGAUAGCAUUAAAAAAAUAGCUUGCAUUUAUAUGAAUAUAAACAAACAUUAUUACAAAUGUGUUCACGCCGACAUUCUACUUUUAGUUUGGAAGAUGUUCCAUAGUGUUGACCUAUCAGACAAAAGAAUCUCUUUCAGAAGAUACAUGACACAUACUUUUCUUGGUGUUUUUCUUUUCUUUCUUUUUUUUUGUUGUUGUUGUUGCUGUUGUUUAUAGGUCAUUUAUAAAUAUAAAGUUUCUAAUUCCUUUUUAAAAUGGCCCUUGCUAAGAGUGACAGCUCUCAGAAGAUUGUUUAUCUUAUAUGAAACAUGUAGCAAAUUUUUACUAUUGUGUUACCGACAACUAAUGGUGAUCGCCCAUAUAUAGUUAUUUACAAAUCCAGCAUUUCAAUUCCAUGUCAAAUUGCAUUUAAGUCCCCUACCGGUGGAACACCGGAGGGGACUAUAUGAUUGUUCUCCGUCCGUCCGCAAAUCUCGAUCCUGCAAUUUCUCAAAAAGUAUUCAAGCUAGGUUCAUAAAACAGGUAAUGGGAAUAGAGGGAAAUAUGUAGAUUAUGCAUGUACGUGACUUGAAUGUCAAAGGUCAAGGUCAUUGUUGAAGGUUAAGUAACAUUGUUGUUUUUAUAUGCAUUGAUGGAUUAUCUAAGUAGUUUACACAAACGUUCCCCAUAAUGAGACAAUAUGCAAUAUUUUCCCGGGUGAAAGUGUAAAUAAUGGUGUUCACGACUGAAAUAUAUUCCGAUAAAUAAAUUGUCUUUUCAUUUUA
Messenger RNA from Mercenaria mercenaria, 4270 nucleotides. RefSeq names its product guanylate cyclase 32E-like. NCBI's taxonomy places the organism in Eukaryota, Metazoa, Mollusca, Bivalvia, Venerida, Veneridae. Gene Ontology annotation, biological process: protein phosphorylation; intracellular signal transduction; cyclic nucleotide biosynthetic process. The coding region runs from base 134 to 3100 and encodes 988 amino acids. Gene Ontology annotation, molecular function: protein kinase activity; ATP binding. The record is from RefSeq and is a predicted model, not a curated record. The transcript has 6 exons.